GCGUGAGGACAGGGGAGCAGUCCAGCACUCACACGGAGCUUUAACUUAACAACAUGGGUUUUCAUGGAGUGGGCGUGGGAAGCAACUUCAUCACACUUUUCUGACCUCUUGAGCUCUGCAACUGGCUAUCAGGUGUUGCCAAAGGUACCCGUGCCUCCAUUGAAGCAAACCCUCGAAACUUACUUGAAGUGCGUCCAGCAUCUGGUGAAGGAAGAACAGUUUAGGAAGACUAAGGCCAUUGUUGAGAAGUUUGGGGCUCCUGGGGGUGUCGGAGAAGUUCUACAGAAGAAGCUGAUGGAGCGGAGGGAGAAGACAACCAACUGGGUCUAUGACUACUGGCUUGAGGACAUGUACCUGAACAAUAGGUUGGCCUUACCAGUCAACUCCAGCCCUGCCAUGGUGUUCCCAAAGCAGGCAUUCUCAAAUUAUAAAGAUGCCCUCAGAUUUGCUGCCCGUCUCAUCCAAGGAGUGCUGGAGUAUAAGGCUCUCAUUGAUGCGCGAGCACUGCCAGUGGAUUUCGCUCGAGGCCAGCUAGCUGGGACUCCUCUGUGCAUGGAGCAGUAUUACCGCCUCUUUACCUCCUACCGCUACCCAGGGUUAAAGACAGACAUGCUGAAAGUCCACAUGAAUGCAGUCUCCUCAGCACCAGAACACAUAAUUGUGGCAUGCAAGAACCAGUUUUUCGUAUUGGAUAUAGUUGCAAACAGCAAGCAGCUCAAUGAGGUGGAGAUAUUCCACCAGCUGGAGAAGAUCAUGACAAUGUCAGAAAACGCUGAAGAGAGACUCCCUCCUUUUGGGAUCCUGACAUCAGAUGGCAGAACAGAAUGGACUCAAGCAAGAGAAGCAUUAACAAAAGAACAAAUCAACCGGGAUUCUUUGGCCCUGAUUGAGAGCUGUGUAUGUGUGGUGUGUUUGGAUGAACCCUGUGGUCUCCAGCCCAGUGAUACCAAUAGGGCUUUGAUGAUGUUACAUGGUGGAGGACAUGAGAAAAAUGGUGCAAACCGCUGGUAUGACAAGUCAAUGCAGUUUGUUGUAGGAAUGGAUGGGAUAUGUGGGGUGGUAUGUGAUCAUUCGCCAUUUGAGGGAAUAGUUCUGGUGCAGUGCUCUGAAUACUUGAUGAAAUAUAUAACAGGAAGUCCCUCCAAGAUAGUUAAGUCUGCAAAGGUGAGAGAGCUUCCCCCUCCAAGAAGGUUGCUCUGGAAAUACAACCCCCACAUCCAAGGACUCUUAAAAGCAUCUGGAGAAAGACUCCAAAGGCUGGUGAAUAAUCUUGACAUGGAUGUACUCAAAUUUGAAACUUAUGGGAAAGAAUUUAUCAAAAAGCAGAAGAUGAGUCCAGACGCAUUUAUACAAGUUGCCUUGCAACUUGCAUUUUACAAAUGCAGGGGAAGGCUUGUGUCCACGUAUGAGAGUGCAUCAAUUCGCCGUUUCCAAGACGGUCGGGUUGAUAACAUUCGUUCAGCCACUCCUGAGGCCCUGGCUUUUGUGAAGUCCAUGACUGAUGAGAGAACAACUUUCAGUGAUUCAGAGAAAAUGAAAAGGCUAAGGGAUGCAAUUAAUGCCCAAACAAAUUACACAGUUGCAGCUAUUACAGGAAUGGCAAUAGACAAUCACCUCCUUGGGCUUCUGAAGACUGCAAAGGAGCUCAACAUGGAGAAGCCAGAGAUCUUCUGUGAUGAGACAUAUCUGGCCAGUAAUCAUUUCAUCCUUUCCACCAGUCAGGUAGCACAAAUUCAGAUUUUAUCCAUCUCAACAUUUUUAACAACGAAAAUAUCAUAUUAUAUAAAUGUUCUGCUUUUCCAACAAUCAAUCACAAUAUACAAAUAUCAUCCAGGCCCUCUUGAAAAACUACACUAA
This is a messenger RNA of Melanotaenia boesemani (Boeseman's rainbowfish), 1857 nucleotides long. Its product is annotated as choline O-acetyltransferase-like. The transcript has 13 exons. The record is from RefSeq and is a predicted model, not a curated record. Gene Ontology annotation, molecular function: choline O-acetyltransferase activity. The coding region runs from base 64 to 1857 and encodes 597 amino acids. Gene Ontology annotation, biological process: acetylcholine biosynthetic process; neuromuscular synaptic transmission. Gene Ontology annotation, cellular component: neuron projection; cytoplasm. Lineage: Eukaryota; Metazoa; Chordata; Actinopteri; Atheriniformes; Melanotaeniidae.